UUCCCUCUGACGCAUUAUUCUGCGCCGGAAGUGGGAGGAGGUCGCAAUGAGCGGCGCUAUGGCGGCGGUAGAUAUUCGAGACAACCUGUUGGGAAUUUCAUGGGUUGACAGUUCCUGGAUCCCUAUAUUGAACAGUGGUAGUGUCUUGGAUUAUUUCUCUGAACGGAGUAACCCUUUUUAUGAUCGGACAUGUAAUAAUGAAGUGGUCAAAAUGCAGAGGCUCACGUUGGAGCAUUUAAAUCAAAUGGUGGGAGUGGAGUAUAUCCUUUUGCAUGCCCAAGAGCCCAUUCUUUUUAUUAUCCGGAAACAGCAGCGGCAAUCCUCUACACAAGUCAUCCCAUUAGCUGAUUAUUAUAUUAUUGCUGGAGUAAUUUAUCAGGCACCUGACUUGGGAUCUGUCAUAAACUCCAGAGUGCUCACAGCUGUGCAUGGAAUUCAGUCAGCUUUUGACGAAGCUAUGUCAUAUUGUCGUUACCACCCUUCCAAAGGGUACUGGUGGCACUUCAAAGACCAAGAAGAACAAGAUAAAGCCAAACCUAAAGCCAAAAGAAAAGAAGAACCAAGUUCUAUUUUUCAGAGGCAGCGCGUAGAUGCUUUACUCCUAGAUCUACGACAGAAAUUUCCACCCAAAUUUGUUCAGCAAAAGCCUGGAGAAAAGCCUGUCCCAGUGGAUCAGACCAAGAAGGAGCCAGAACCUAUACCUGAAGCGAUAAAAACAGAGGAAAAAGAGACCCCCAAAAAUGUUCAGCAGACAACUAGCACUAAAUGCCCCCCUGAGAAACGAAUGAGACUGCAGUGAAUGUUGGGCUGUUAUUUCCCCAGCACCAAAGAGAAACGUACAAAAUUCUCCUUCUCUGGAUGACAUCAGACUUCUGCAGUAAAGACUUUAUAUCAUUACAGCAUUUAAAAUCCUUUGUUACAGGUUUCUCUUUUUUAUAAGAAGCUCUUGUCUCUAGGAAAGGAUUUAUUUUAUCUCCUUUCUUUGUAUGUUAGAUUUUUUUUCAUUAAUCUUUUAUAUGUUUCCCCACAUCAGUUUUAUGUGUAUAUAUGUGUUUAUCAAAUAAAAUAACUUUAUAGAAUAUUGGAUUUGGGAUGUUUUUUGUUUGUUUGCUUUGUUUCUUCACUAGUAAAUUGUGGUACUCUGUGUCUGGAUCUUCAUCUAGAUAGCUUUCACUGCCCAUCUUCUGGUAUAUGACCUGGUAACUUGGUAUUUCCAACCUAAUGUCAUUAAUACUAUUACUCUAAAGAAAGAGGUAACUAUUUCACUGCAUAAUCAUUGCAGAUUUUAUGGCAAACUGCAAAAAAGUGGGGUGCGACCAUUACGUGAACUUUUCUUUCUUUUUUUAAACUGUGCUGGUAUUAGUCAAAAAUCAUAUAUUACUAAACUAUCUCUGGUGCAAGAUUAGGAUGCAUGGAAUACUCGUGAAUAUACAUUAAAAUUAAAUACUGACAAUGUGUGUGCUCUGAGAAUUGAGACUCGCAAUAUGUGAGAGAAAUGUGUAUCCGUAUGUCACUGGUGAAUACAUUGCUGCUCUGUUUACCUUUUAAGCGGCAUAAUGAACAGAAUUACACCAUGUGACAAUUAUGCGAUGAAAGGUUAUAAAUCAAUUUUUGGAUUGAAAAAACGGUGUGAUGAUUAUGUGGUGAAAUACAGUAUUUGUUGUCAACUUUAGGGGUGACCUGUGUCAGGUUAAAUGAUUCUUUUAAGUUGGUGUGUGUUUGUUUUUUUCUGUUCCAUCCCCCACUUCUGGCAGGGAAAGGGUAAGUUAAUCAGCUAAGUGAUUAUGUAGUAAUAUGAGAUAUAACACCAAAAUACCUACAUUAAAUCAGAUUCUAGGAUGAGCUAAAGAUGAAUCCUGAAUGCCCAGAUGAGUGAAUUUAAAAAUACAGAGUUCUGGGAAAUUUAGACGUUAGCUCAUUUGGGGCCUUGUUUCAGUGUAGGUUUUGUGAGUACAGAGAAGAAUAUCAGGCAAGGCAUGAAGAGCUCCCUUCCCCUUUUUUUAAACUUUCUUUUUUAUUGCUACAAACUUAACAAAUAUGAAUAUUUUUACAUACAAAGACAAACGUUAAAAGAGGACUGCAUGUGAAACCAUCAAUCUCUGCUAGGUAUAGCAUGAAUUUUAAAAAUAUAUUUCAAAUUUAGCACUACAGUUCUAACACUUUUACUUAUCUAUAUCUUCUUCCGAACUUGUGAUCUCUUCUGUUCAUUUUUCAGAGAUUCAUUGAUGCUCUUUGAUUUCUUUCCAAUUUUUUUUUUAGUAUCACUAUCACAGCCCCCACACUUCACUUCUAACUCUUCUCCUCAAACUAAAAGUCCUAUCUUUGUAAUAAGUGUAAUGAAAAAAAAGAGAUCCAUACUUUGGUAAUGUCUGAAAAUGAAUGUCUCAUUUUGUACCUAUAGUCCAUCAAUUUGGUGGAAGACAUGAUUCCUUAUUAGUCCAAUGGCAUCAUCAUUGGCCAUUGCAUUGAUUAUAUCUAUUAAGUCUUGUACAAUUGAUUUCCUUUACAGUGUUAAAGUCAUUAUAUUGUUCUUCUGUUCAUUUCAUUCAUUAUCAGUUCAUAUAAUUUCUAGGUGUCUGUGGCUCCAUCCCUUCAUUUUUGAUAUAAUAUUCCAUUACUUCCUUAUACCUUAAUUUGUUCCGCCAUUUGCUUCAAUAAAUGAGCACCCAAUUUGUUUUCAGCUAUUUACAACAAAAAUCAUUGCAAUUAACAUUUUUAGACAUGGAUCUCUUCCCUCUCUAUUUGACUUGUUUGGUAGCAUUAGCCUACUAGCAAUAUUGCUAAAUCAGAGGUUAUACACAGGUCAAUGACUUUCCCAUACACUUUCAAAUUGCUCUAAAAAAUGAUUGGACCAUUUAGCUCUACCAGUAGUAUAUGUUAGUAUGUCUGUCCUCCCAGAGCCCCUAAUUUAACAAUUGUCACUUUCCUUCUUUUUGUCGUCUUUGCCAAUCUGAUGGGUGUGAAGUAGAACACAAAGAGAUAUUUUACUUUGCAUAGCUCAGUGAUUUGGAAAUUUUUCAUGUUGUUAAUAACUUUUCUUUAUUCCCUUGAACGUUCUGUUCAUAUUCACUGCCCAUGUUUUCCAUGCAAAAUAACUUAUUGUAUAUUUGUAACAAUUUCUUACAUAUCUUGGAUAGCAGGCCUUUAUUACAGAAGUUUGCAGCAAAGAUUUUUUUCCCCAAUUAACUGUUUCCCUUCUAAUGUCAUUAAUCUUGUUUGUGAAAAAAAUUUCAAUUUUGUGUAAUCAGGAUUGUUUAUUUUAGCUUCUAUGUUCUUCUCUAUCCCUUGUUUGGUUAAGAAUUGUUUUCCCUAUUCAGUUUUGAGGGUAUCUCACUCCUACCCCCUCCCAAUUAAUUUAUGAUAAAGCCUUUUAUAUUUAAGUCAUGUGUUCGUUUGGAGUUUAUUGGGUUAUAUUGUAUGAGAUGUUAGUCUAAACUUAGUUUCUGACAGAUUACUAUCCAGUUUUUUGAUCAUUUUUUGUCCAAUAGUGAGUUCUUACUGCAGAAGUCAGAUUCUUGGGCUUACUAGUUUCAUACUGUUCAUACUCGUGUGCUUCUAGGUCUCAAGUAGGUAAACUGUUCCACUCAUAAACUUUUCUAUUUUUUUUUAAACAAGUACCAAAGAGUAGUGAUGAUUACUGCAUUGUAGUAUAGUUUGAGAAUUGGUAUUGGUGGGUUCCCAUUCUCCCACCAUUUUUUCCCACUGCUUCCCUUGAUAUUCUCAGCAUUUUAUUCCUUCGGAUUCAUGUUAUUAAUAAAUUUUCUAGUUCUCUAUAGUGACUCUUUAGUAAUUUGGUAUGGGGCUGAAUCUAUAAUUUAGAUAACUCACCUUUACUAUAUUGAUACUGUCUAGUAUUUCUCCAAUCAUUUAGUUCUGUCUUUAUUUCUCUAGAGUUUUUGUAGCUGUAAUUGUAGAAUUCCUGUUUUGAUGGAUGAACUCCCAGAUAAUUCAUACAUGUAACUUUUAAAUGAAAUUUCUUUUUCUAUCUCUCCUGGAUUUUGUAAUGUACAGAAAGGAUGCUAAUUCCUAUCAGUUUAUUUUAUAUCCUACUUUGCUGAAGCUGUUGCUUCAGUUAGGUUUUUAGUUGACUCUCUGAGGUUCUGUGAGUGAACCAUCCUACCAUCUGCAAAAAAGUGGUCAUUUUGUUUCCUCUUUGCCUAUCCUCACAUUCUUUCAAUUUAUUUUUCUUAUUAAUUCUAGCAUUUCUAUAGCUCUUAUCAAAUAAUAAUGAUGAAGUGGACAUCCUUGCUUUAUCCCUGAUCUUAUUUAAAAGACACCUACUUUUCUCUGUUACAAAUGAUGCUAGCUCUUGGUUUUAGGUACGUAUUUUUGGCCAUAUUAGAGAAAGGUCUAUUCAUUCCUGUUCCACUUAAUAUUUUUAACACAAAGGAAUGCUGCAUUUUGUCAAAAGCUUUUUCUUGCAUCUAUUGAUAAAAUCAAUGAUUUUUAUUGUGCUUGUUACUAAUAUGUGGUCUUAAGUUUCUAGAUAGUGAAUCAAUCUUGUAUCCCUGGCAUAAAUCUUAUCUGGUC
Molecule: messenger RNA, 4530 nt
Organism: Trichosurus vulpecula (common brushtail)
Lineage: Eukaryota; Metazoa; Chordata; Mammalia; Diprotodontia; Phalangeridae
Gene: MED6
Product: mediator complex subunit 6
Exons: 8
Coding region: 47-799 (250 amino acids)
Biological process (GO): regulation of transcription by RNA polymerase II
Cellular component (GO): mediator complex; core mediator complex
Molecular function (GO): transcription coactivator activity
Source: RefSeq, a predicted model, not a curated record